UUGAUCUCCUGAGCUGUCUUCCAGAUGCCUGAAGAAAUCCAUCAUGGCGAAGAGGAGGGAGAAGUGGAGACUUUCGCCUUCCAGGCAGAGAUUGCCCAGCUUAUGUCCCUGAUCAUCAACACUUUUUACUCCAAUAAGGAAAUAUUUAUGCGGGAGAUAAUUUCUAAUGCCUCUGAUGCACUGGACAAGAUUCGUUAUGAGAGUCUAACAGAUCCUUCCAAACUGGAAAGUGGAAAGGAGCUGAAGAUAGACAUCAUUCCCAAUCCCCAUGACCGUACCCUGACACUGAUAGACACUGGCAUUGGGAUGACCAAAGCAGACCUUAUCAACAAUCUGGGCACCAUUGCCAAGUCUGGCACCAAAGCUUUUAUGGAAGCCUUGCAGGCUGGUGCAGACAUCUCCAUGAUUGGGCAGUUUGGUGUGGGUUUCUACUCUGCUUACCUUGUGGCUGAGAAGGUUGUGGUCAUCACGAAACACAAUGACGAUGAACAGUAUGCCUGGGAGUCUUCUGCAGGAGGCUCCUUCACUGUUAGAACUGAUCAUGGUGAGCCCAUUGGGCGUGGCACUAAAGUGAUCUUACACUUGAAGGAGGAUCAGACAGAGUACCUAGAGGAACGUCGUAUCAAGGAAGUGGUGAAGAAGCACUCUCAGUUCAUUGGCUACCCCAUCACCCUCUACCUAGAGAAGGAGCGUGAGAAGGAAAUCAGUGACGACGAGGCGGAAGAGGAAAAGGCGGAGAAAGAGGACGAAGAGGCAGCCCCCAAGGAUGAGGAGAAACCCAAGAUUGAGGAUGUGGGCUCGGAUGAGGAAGAGGAAGGCGGCAAAUCAAAGAAGAAGACAAAAAAGAUCAAGGAAAAAUACAUUGACCAGGAGGAGCUGAACAAGACCAAGCCCAUCUGGACCCGCAACCCAGAUGACAUCACCCAGGAGGAAUAUGGCGAGUUCUACAAGAGUCUUACAAAUGACUGGGAGGACCACCUGGCUGUCAAGCAUUUCUCUGUGGAGGGCCAGCUGGAAUUCCGCGCACUUCUUUUCAUCCCACGCCGGGCCCCAUUUGACCUCUUUGAGAACAAGAAGAAGAAGAACAACAUCAAGCUCUAUGUCAGGCGUGUUUUCAUCAUGGACAGCUGUGACGAACUCAUCCCAGAGUAUUUGAACUUCAUCCGGGGUGUGGUGGACUCUGAGGACCUGCCAUUGAACAUCUCCCGUGAGAUGCUGCAGCAGAGCAAGAUUCUCAAAGUGAUUCGCAAGAACAUUGUGAAGAAAUGCCUAGAACUUUUUGCAGAGCUGGCGGAGGACAAAGAGAACUACAAGAAAUUCUAUGAAGCCUUCUCCAAAAACCUCAAGCUUGGGAUCCACGAGGACUCGGCCAACAGAAAACGCCUGUCAGAACUAUUGCGCUACCACACAUCGCACUCUGGGGAUGAGAUGAACUCUCUCUCAGAGUAUGUAUCCCGCAUGAAGGACAAUCAAAAGAGUAUCUAUUACAUCACUGGCGAAAGCAAGGAGCAGGUAGCCAACUCUGCCUUUGUAGAACGUGUAAAAAAACGCGGCUUUGAGGUGGUGUAUAUGACAGAGCCCAUUGAUGAGUACAGCGUUCAGCAGCUGAAGGAAUUUGAUGGAAAGACUUUGGUGUCAGUCACCAAGGAAGGUUUGGAACUGCCUGAGGAUGAAGAUGAGAAGAAGAAGAUGGAGGAAAGCAAAGCCAAGUUUGAGAAUCUUUGCAAGCUGAUGAAAGAAAUCCUGGAGAAGAAGGUUGAAAAGGUGACAGUCUCAAACCGGUUGGUCUCGUCCCCUUGCUGCAUUGUCACCAGCACCUAUGGUUGGACAGCCAACAUGGAACGUAUCAUGAAGGCCCAGGCCUUGCGAGACAACUCCACCAUGGGCUACAUGAUGGCCAAGAAGCACCUGGAGAUCAAUCCUGACCACCCCAUUGUAGAGACUUUGCGCCAGAAGGCUGAGGUGGAUAAAAAUGACAAGGCUGUCAAAGACCUGGUGGUGCUGCUCUUUGAGACAGCGCUGCUUUCUUCUGGCUUCUCCUUGGAGGACCCACAGACUCACUCCAACCGUAUCUAUAGGAUGAUCAAGCUGGGUCUAGGUAUCGAUGAAGAUGAGGUGGCUGCUGAAGAGCCCAGUGCUGCUGUCGCUGAAGAGAUUCCUCCCCUAGAAGGAGACGAGGACGCAUCACGCAUGGAGGAGGUGGAUUAAAGAGGGUGCUGACACCUUCCCUCCGUUGUCUUAUAUUCCCCCCUCCCCUCGCACUGGCAGCCUUGCUCAGGAAGCCUGGCUCCAACAGUGGCACAUCUCAGCACAGUGUUUUGCUGCUCCCUAUAGAGCCAAUGUGGCAGGGUCCCCCACACCUCUUUGGUCUGUCUUUCUGCUUGUUUAGAAGAUGCUGCUGAAGGGGAAAGGGACCAGUUCGCUGGUGAUUAGUUUCCUCCCCAUAAGAGAGAAGGGUUUUAUCCUACCUCUCUUGGGCCACUAGAGCUGAGGUGAACACAAGCAAAUACCCUUCCCGCUAAUUAAUAGAGCAGCGAGCUGACUCUUUGCCUUCGUCCUUCACUGCAGUCCUUUCUCUUCAGAGCAGGGACACGUGCUCUCCUUGGCUGUUUGUAUUUGGUUUUGUUUUACUGGAAUUAAAAUAACAGAAUGUGGUUUACAAUGAAA
Pogona vitticeps (central bearded dragon) is the source of this 2667-nucleotide messenger RNA. Lineage: Eukaryota; Metazoa; Chordata; Lepidosauria; Squamata; Agamidae. The record is from RefSeq and is a predicted model, not a curated record.